Messenger RNA from Hevea brasiliensis (rubber tree), 1254 nucleotides. Its product is annotated as myb-related protein 308. The transcript is spliced from 3 exons. The record is from RefSeq and is a predicted model, not a curated record. Bases 98 to 793 code for a protein of 231 amino acids. Lineage: Eukaryota; Viridiplantae; Streptophyta; Magnoliopsida; Malpighiales; Euphorbiaceae.
UCUACCCCAUCUUCUUCCUUCUCUCUCUCUCUCAUUCUCAUUCUCAUACGUUUCAAUUCCUUAACUUUUUUGCUUGUACCCAAAACUCUGGAAUCCAAUGAGAAAGCCUUGUUGUGAUAAGCAAGACACCAACAAGGGCGCUUGGUCUAAGCAAGAAGACCAGAAGCUCAUUGAUUACAUUCGUAAACAUGGGGAAGGUUGCUGGCGAACCCUCCCUCAAGCUGCAGGACUGCUUCGCUGUGGCAAAAGUUGUAGGCUGAGAUGGAUAAACUAUCUUAGGCCUGACCUUAAAAGAGGAAACUUUGCUGAAGAUGAAGAAGACCUUAUUAUCAAGCUUCAUGCGCUUCUCGGAAACAGGUGGUCUCUAAUAGCUGGAAGAUUGCCUGGACGUACCGACAAUGAAGUAAAGAAUUACUGGAAUUCACAUUUAAGAAGAAAGCUUAUGAACAUGGGAAUUGAUCCGAAUAACCAUCGUUUGAACCAAAAUCUUCCUCGUCUUCAAAACCCACAAGACUCUUCUAGUGCAACGUCCUCUGGUAUGAAAAGUGACACCACCAAACCCCACAAUGAUAAUAAUAAUAAUAAUAGUAAUGAGCAAGCAUCUGAUGCAGCUAGUUGUUUGGAGGAUGGCCCAAGUGCUUUGCCUGACCUAAACCUUGACCUCACAAUGAGCAUUCCUUCCUCUACAUCUGCCAAAAUCAGUCCUGAAGAGAAGCAAAAGAUUACUGAAUCUAAUUUAUCAAAGGAACCAGAAGUUGCUGCUGCUUCUCCUACGCUUCUCCUCUUUCAGUAAUUACCUGCUGCUCUUGUAAGGACCAUCCUAAUGAGGUGGAACUGAUAUAGAUAGAUAAUUGGGAUAUGUCGUCUCACUGUAAAUCUUUGAUUGUUUGGAAAAAUAUGGCAAUCCAUUAAUUUCCGGAAAGUGUGAACAAAGACGAGAAGCCUGGAAGCAACCCAGUCAAGGAAAGAUGACAACUGAGAGAGUUCUAUUACUUCAAACCUCUUUGUUGCUCUUACCUAGCGGUGGUAUCAUGAUCCUGUGCCUUCAAAUUAAAUGUUACCAAAAGCUCUGAUGGCAUAUUGAUCAUGCACAGUAUAUGGGCAUGAUUUCAAGAAGUUGAACUUUUCAAUUUUAACUUUCUUGUAUAUCAUCAUUUGCCAUUGUAGAAUAAGUAAUUAGGUGAUUAUUCUAGCAUAUAUGAUGUAUUAAUAAGAGAUAUAGCUCAGUUGUUGAAUAUGUGAAACUUUUUUUAA